Cicer arietinum (chickpea) is the source of this 1774-nucleotide messenger RNA. Its product is annotated as protein TRAUCO. Lineage: Eukaryota; Viridiplantae; Streptophyta; Magnoliopsida; Fabales; Fabaceae. Gene Ontology annotation, cellular component: Set1C/COMPASS complex. Gene Ontology annotation, molecular function: transcription cis-regulatory region binding; protein binding. The record is from RefSeq and is a predicted model, not a curated record.
UUUAACUCUUUUUUUCCCCUGUUCUCUAGUAGCUCACUCUUCCUUCCUCCCUCAUCGGAAGCUCCCUCUCUUUUCAGAUUGAAAUCUCUGAUACUUUUGCACUCAAAACCCUAAUUCCAAUGGAUACACUACAAGCCACAUAUAAAGACGAAGAAGAUGAAGAAGAAGACCCUCAACCCUCCACCACCACAACCGCACCUAUCGCCGUCGAACCCGCCGCUCCUGUUAUCCACACCGAAUCAAUUGACGUGCCUCCCGUCACCACCAGCACCCCCUCCGACGACCUAUCUGAAGAUGAACCCGCUUCAGACGGCUCCGCGGAACCGAAGAAAUCACCCAAACAUAACAGAGAAGAACCUGAUGGAGAAGAAGAACCGCCUCCGAAGAAGCAGAAGGAAUUGUCCUCUCUGAACUCCGUCAAGGAAGAACCGAUCACAUUGCCGGAGGAAAACAACGGAACAGUAAACGCUCAUGCGUCAACUGCUACCAAAACGCCGGCGAACGGAGCAGGAACGAAUUCAAAGAAAUCGAAGAAAAAGAACAACAACGUGUGGGCAACGAAAUCAACAAGGAAAGGGAAAAAGAAAAACAAAAACAACAACAACAAUAACAACAAUAACAACAACCACACGAACGGUGGUGAUGACAGCGUUCUGAUAACUCCGGUACCGAGGUUUCCAGACAAAACCGAUGACACACCGGAUAUGAAAAUUUGUCUAUCGAAGGUUUACAAAGCGGAGAAAGUGGAGUUGAGUGAAGAUAGGUUAAGUGCAGGGAGCACAAAGGGUUAUAGAAUGGUUAGGGCAACAAGAGGGGUUGUUGAAGGAGCUUGGUAUUUUGAGAUAAAGGUUGUGAAGUUAGGGGAAAGUGGACACACGCGGUUGGGUUGGACAAUGGAGAAAGGUGAUUUGCAGGCACCUGUUGGGUAUGAUGGAAAUAGUUUUGGGUAUAGGGAUAUUGAUGGGAGUAAGAUUCAUAAAGCUUUGAGGGAAAAAUAUGGGGAUGAAGGUUAUGGAGAAGGUGAUGUUAUUGGUUUUUAUAUUAAUUUGCCUGAUGGUGAUAAGUAUGCACCUAAAACUCCACAUUUGGUUUGGUAUAAAGGCCAACGGUAUGUUCAUGCUCAAGAUACUAAGGAAGAUCCACCUAAAGUAGUGCCUGGAAGUGAGAUAUCUUUCUUUAAAAAUGGUGUAUGCCAAGGUUUAGCUUUCAAGGACCUCUAUGGUGGUCGUUACUAUCCUGCUGCUUCAAUGUAUACUCUGCCCAAUGAACCAAACUGCACAGUAAAGUUCAACUUUGGUCCUGACUUCGAAUUUUUUCCGUUGGAUUUCAAUGAACGACCAAUUCCCAAGCCCAUGAUUGAAGUUCCUCAUCAUGGUUUUGACAAUCAAGUUGAAAAUGGGGAGUCAAAUGAGAAGAAAUCAAAUGGAGAGUUGAAUGAGAAGCAAUCAAAUGGAGAGUUGAAUGAGAAGCAAUCAAAUGGAGAGUUGAAUGAAAAGAAGUUAAAUGAAGAGUUGAAUGAGAAGAAGUCAAAUGAAGAGUUGAAUGAAAAGAAAUCAAAUGAAGAGUUGAAUGAAAAUAAAUCUUAGAGUAAUAUGGGCUACAAUAUUUUUGUUUAGUAUAAGUAUAUUUGCUGCACAGAUGAAUGGGUUCAUAUUCUGCUGUAAUUUUAGUUGAUAUUAAAUUGAUUCACAGAUCACUAGGUUAGUGAUGUUAACUUAUGAUGAAUGAGAUAAUUAUCAAUAUUUUUAAAAUCCAUGGAUUUUUUUUAUCAUAA